AGCUGUUGAGUGCGACGCGGAUCUCAUUAGCGAGCGGAGCCCGUGAGCGAGAGAGAGGAGGAAGGGGAGGAGAGCAGCAGCGAGUGAGACGCAGAAGGUUUUGAGCUGUUGCAGUCGGAGUGUCUGAAUCGAUUGGGCGGCAUUAAUAGUGAGUAUUGGGAAAAAGGUGAUGUCGAGACCGCUCUAUCGUGGGAUUUCUGGAGGCGGAAAAAGCAGCAGCACUGCAGGGCAUGAUCCGUUUGACAUGAGCUUCCAGGGAAAGGAUCUGGGAGAGAAUGGAUUUAACCAUGAACCCCUGAGCACCUCUGGAGCAAAUCGAAGCCGGCAAAGCCUCAUUUUUACUUUUCUUAAGCUGAGUCUAUUUUUCUUAGUAGUACUUUCCCUCUCUGGAUCCUUCUAUUGGGCCAUCUCCAUCUCCACCACCCCCCGGAGUAAUAUCUAUCACCACUACCGGCGACUACAAGAACAGGUUGUCGCUGAUCUCACACAGAUCGGGGAGCUAUCCCUCGGGAUUGCACGAUUGAAAGAACUAGAAUUUUGCCCAGCUGAGUAUGAGAGUUAUGUGCCUUGUUAUAACAAUGUCUCAGAGAACCUAGAUUCUGUAGAUCCAGUGAUACCAAUUGAGUAUGAGAGAAAAUGUUUACAUGACACCAUGCUGAGUUGUUUAGUUCUAUCUCCAAGGAAUUAUAGAAUUCCACUAAGGUGGCCAAGUGGGAGGGAUUUGAUCUGGAAGGAUAAUGUCAGGAUCACUGGACAAGAGUUCUCCUCUGGCAGCUUGACAAAAAGGAUGAUGGUGGAGGAAGAACAAAUCUCAUUCCGAUCUGGCUCCAUCAUGGUUGAUGGUGUAGAAGAUUAUACCCACCAAAUAGCCGAGAUGAUUGGGUUGCAAGAAUCUAAUUUCAUCGAGGCUGGGAUAAGAACUGUCUUAGACAUUGGAUGUGGUUUUGGUAGCUUUGGAGCACAUCUCUUCUCCAAACAACUCUUGACUAUGUGCAUUGCAAAUUAUGAGACAUCAGGUAGUCAAGUCCAACUCACACUUGAGAGAGGCAUUCCUGCAUUGAUUGGUUCCUUUUCAACACAACAAUUGCCGUUCCCUUACCUUUCCUUUGAUAUGUUGCACUGUGCAAGAUGUGAUGUUGAGUGGGAUAAAAAUGAUGGUCUCUUCUUAGUUGAAGUUGAUAGACUUUUGAGACCUGGGGGCUAUUUUGUCUGGACUUCCCAAAUGAAUACUCAUAGAUCCCUGCGUGAUAAAGAAAAUCAAAAGAAGUGGUCAAUAAUUCGUGACUUUGCCGAAAAUCUUUGCUGGGAUAUGUUGUCACAACAAGAUGAAACAAUUGUCUGGAAGAAGACUAGCAGAAAGAAAUGUUACAGUUCCCGAAAGGCUGGACCUGCAGUUUGUGGCAGGAGCCAUGAUGUUGAAUCUCCAUAUUAUCAACCACUAAAUCCAUGCAUUGCAGGGAUGAGAAGUCAGCGAUGGAUUCCCAUUGAGUAUCGUACUCCUUGGCCUUCUCGAGCAAGAUUGAACUCAACUGAACUUGAUCUAUAUGGUUUACAUCCAGAGGACUUAACCGAGGAUGCUGCAAAUUGGAAUUCAGUGAUUCAUAAUUAUUGGUCACUUCUGUCACCUCUGAUAUUCUCAGAUCAUCCAAAGAGACCUGGCGAUGAGGAACCCUCCCCGCCUUUUAACAUGCUUAGAAAUGUUCUUGACAUGAGUGCUCAUUUUGGAGGUUUUAACGCUGCUUUGUUGGAUGCUGGGAAAUCUGUAUGGGUGAUGAACGUUGUGCCUACAAAUGGCCCUAAUUAUCUUCCUCUGAUUUUCGACAGGGGUUUUAUUGGCGUUCAACAUGACUGGUGUGAAGCCUUCCCAACAUAUCCAAGAACUUAUGAUAUGGUGCAUGCUGAAGGAUUGCUAUCACUUGAAGCUCGCCAAAUGCAUAGGUGUUCCACAUUUGAUAUACUCUUAGAGAUUGAUCGCAUUCUACGACCUGAGGGUUGGGUGAUAAUUCGCGAUACAACUCUUCUUGUUGAAACUGCAAGAUCAUUGACCACGCAACUGAGAUGGGAUGCUCGCUUGAUGGAGCUCGACGGUAGCAGCGAUGAGAAGCUCCUUGUCUGUCAGAAACCCUUCUUCAGGAAACAGCAGUAACUCAUACAAUUACAGCAGUUCUCCAUAGGAUAAAUUAUUUGUUAUUAUUCGUGAUGGCGGUGUUCCAUAAGUUCGGAUGAUGAAAAAAAUCAAAUCACAAGCAAAAAAUUACAGCAUUCUCCAAGAUUUUGAAGAAGAUAUGCUCCUGUGGAGCCGCAAGGUUUGCACGGGUUAUGUAAUUACACAAUAAAUCUACAUCUAAGAGCAUAGAAGCCAUGAUAGUUCACUGCAUUCUGCUCGGCAUUGCGAAAUUUAUUCUGUUUUCGCUCAUUAUAUACUUGUUUCUAUUCACCUGCAAAUGCUGUUUCUACUCUUAUUAUCUCAUUUGUAAGACCAGUCAUAUAAAUCAUAUUCAGCCCGAAUUCUGCGAGGUUGCUUCUUGGAAGACACAAGGGAGGAAAAUAAAGUAACGCAAUUACUCAGCCACUAUUUCAAUAUUGAUAGUGGCAUUGGAAUCUCUUGCUUGUUUUGCACUUGCCAUUUCUUUGGUCUGAAAUUAAUGGUUUGAUCGGGAAGAUCUUGAGAUGUAUUGGAACAUUAUAUUUUUCUAUUUAAUAGUUAGAUAAUGUGUUCUUUUAUUUAUGA
This is a messenger RNA of Zingiber officinale, 2731 nucleotides long. RefSeq names its product probable pectin methyltransferase QUA2. Gene Ontology annotation, molecular function: methyltransferase activity. Lineage: Eukaryota; Viridiplantae; Streptophyta; Magnoliopsida; Zingiberales; Zingiberaceae. The transcript is spliced from 10 exons. The record is from RefSeq and is a predicted model, not a curated record. Gene Ontology annotation, cellular component: cytoplasm. The coding region runs from base 170 to 2146 and encodes 658 amino acids.